AUGAACCAUCUCAACAAGCAACAGCUCGAGGAAUUUAAGGAGGCCUUUUCUCUUUUCGAUGUCGACAAGAGUGGCACUAUAUCUAUAGAAGAGCUUGCUAGUGCCAUGAGAUCUUUGGGUCAAAAUCCUACCAAUGCUGAGCUUCAGGAUAUGAUUAACGAGAUUGAUGCCAACAGUGAUGGCACUAUUGAUUUUCAAGAAUUUGUUGUAAUGAUGACAAGAACCAUACAUGAUUCAGACACAGACGCCGAAUUGCGUGAGGCUUUCAGGGUCUUUGAUAAAGAUUCAAAUGGAACAGUGUCUUUUGAUGAAUUAAAAGAAGCAUUAGCUUCGAUUGGGGAACGUUUGAAUGACGCUGAAAUUCGUGCAAUGUUUGCUGAAGCAGAUACAAAUAAUGAUGGUGAAAUUGAUUUUGAAGAAUUCAAAUCUUUGUUACAUUGA
Ascoidea rubescens DSM 1968 is the source of this 441-nucleotide messenger RNA. Its product is annotated as EF-hand. The record is from RefSeq and is a predicted model, not a curated record. Bases 1 to 441 code for a protein of 146 amino acids. The transcript has a single exon. Gene Ontology annotation, molecular function: calcium ion binding. NCBI's taxonomy places the organism in Eukaryota, Fungi, Ascomycota, Saccharomycetes, Ascoideales, Ascoideaceae.